Molecule: messenger RNA, 2337 nt
Organism: Candida tropicalis MYA-3404
Lineage: Eukaryota; Fungi; Ascomycota; Pichiomycetes; Serinales; Debaryomycetaceae
Exons: 1
Coding region: 1-2337 (778 amino acids)
Source: RefSeq, a predicted model, not a curated record
AUGGCAGUUAUACGAAGAUCUAGAGGUGUUGUGUUUGUAACAGCAUUCUUAGCUAUCAAUUUAAUCAUACUAUCCCUAUUCCAUGUCAAAACAAUAAACACAGUGAUCAUAAAAAGUCCUAGUUUCGAAUAUAUUAAACAAUUAAUUUUCCAGAAUAAAAAUCCAGAUAUAAGUAUAGAAGAAUCAAAUGCAUUUUAUGGUAAAAUUCUUGAUAUGAGCAAAGAUAAGCUAGAGAAGAAUUCAGAGGUUUAUAAAUCAAGAAAAUAUUCGGAUCUAGAUAUCAAAGAUAUUAUUGAAAUACCUCCGGAUAUUCCUAAAAGUUAUCAACGAUUCGAUCCAAGAUUUACAUUUGGACUUUUAUUGCAAUAUAUAAAUUCACAACCACAAGAUAAUAUACAGGGUUUAGAAAUCCCGAGUUUCCAUUGGAGUGAUUAUGUUGAUAUGUCAAGUUUAGAAUCAGUUUUAUUAAGUAAAGAAAAACGCAAAUGUGAAUCAUUUGAUGUUACUAAAAGAAACCCAAGAACUAAUUUAAGAGAUGAUUUGAGAUAUCCUAAUCUUUAUUGUAUUGAUGAUGAAGAAAUUGAAGAGAUUUUAAAUAAUCAAGAAGAGAAUUCAAAACAUAAUCCUGAAUUCAAAGCAAGAUUAAGAGAAAUAUCAUCACUGUCUGUUUCAACUGGUUUUCAUAUAUUUGCAUGGACGGGUAGAAAUACUAAACUUAAUCGACCAUUAUUAGGUAGAUCUUAUAUUAUGGAUUUCAUGCCAAUUCCUUCAACUUUGGUAUUUUUAUUACCUAAUUCAAAGAGAAUUCAAUUCAAUAUCAAUCAACAAAAUAGAAAGAAAAUAUCAUAUACCCCAGAAUUAUUCAAGACUGAUAUAACUAUUAAUUUAAAUCAAGAAAUUCAAAAUUUAGUUAAAAAAUUACCAACUGAAGAGCAUUUACCUUAUGAAAAGCAUUUAAAACAUGAUGCAUUUGUUGAUAAGUCUCAAAAUCUUGUUGAUGAUCUUAUAAAAUAUGAAUCUUCUUUGAACAAAACUGAUAAGCAAUAUCUUGAGUCAUUACAAAAUUCAUUGACUAUUACAAAUCCACCAAAAUAUUUCUACGAAGGUAAACUCAUUAAAAGAGAAGCCAAUUUUGCACUUGGAGGUCAUUAUGAUUGGAGAUUUAUGGAUGGGAUAAUUAAUAAUACACCAAAAUUAUCAGUAUCAAUUCAUCAAUUAAUUAAAUCUUGGUUAAGAUUAACAAAUCAAUAUGGCUUAAGUACUUGGAUAGCACAUGGUUCUUUAUUAUCUUGGUAUUGGAAUGGAAUGCAAUUCCCUUGGGAUACUGAUAUUGAUGUACAAAUGCCAAUUGAAGAUUUACAUAAAUUAGCAAGAAAUUUUAAUCAGUCAAUGAUUGUUGAUUUUGGAAAUAAUGAAUCUGAGUUAAAAUUUGGAAGAUAUUUCUUAGAUGUUUCAAAUAUUUUAUCACAAAGAACAAGAGGAAAUGGGAAUAACAAUAUUGAUGCAAGAUUUAUUGAUGUUGAAACUGGAUUGUAUAUUGAUAUUACUGGAUUAGCAAUUAGUGAAAGUAGAGCACCAGUUAGAUAUAAUUCAUUAUUAGAUGGAUCAGGAUUAGAAAGAUCAAGUAGAGAUGCAACUAUAACUCAAACCCAAAGAAAUCAAUAUUUACAAGCUUACAAUUGUCGAAAUAAUCAUUUUUCAAGACUUAGUGAAUUAUCUCCAUUAAGGUUAAGUAUGGUUGAAGGAGAAUUUUCUUAUGUACCUAGUGAAUUCGAAACUAUUUUAAAAAUUGAAUAUGGUGAAAAAUCAAUGGCCAAUGUUGACUUUAAAGGAUAUGUUUAUUUACCAAAAUUAAGAAUGUGGGUUAAAAAGAGUCCAAUUGUUGAUUAUGUACUUAAAGAUUUAACACACAAGGAGAAAGUAGCCAUAAAGAAAUCAGCUAAACCAAUUACAAUUGAUUUAAAUGAUGAACAAUAUUUGGAAUAUUUCUUGCAAAAUCAAGAUAGUUUGCUUGAUUAUUUGGUAACUAACAAUAUCACAUUAAUUCAUGAAAAUGAAAUUAUUGAUUUCUUAGAUGGGAAAUCCACCAAAUCUAUAUAUUUCAAAGAUGGUGUACCAAAUGUUGUAUUGUUGACUGAUUUAAGACAAGAUUUGUUUAAAUUCAAAGCAAUAAUGUCAAAUUAUGAUUAUGCACAAGAGAUAAAUAAGCUCAAAGUAUCAUUAGAUGAAACCCAAUCAUCUCUUGACCCUGAUAUUGCCAACAAUCAAGCUCCAAAAAUAAACAAAAAAGAUGAAGAGAAUCAUAGAAAUAAAUUAAUUCCUGGUGAAUUUAUAUAG